CAUAUGAUCACACUUAUAUGUCUUCUAUGUACUAUUUUGAUUCCGUUAUAAUUUAUCAUUUACAUAUGAAUUACUAAUUUGCCUUAACGUUGCUUUAAGAUUACUAUUGUGAACAACGAAAUUUAGUAUUAAAUUAGCACUUGAAUAGUUAAAACGGAAAAUUAAAUAUUGCGAAAAAUUAAAAAUAUUUUCCAACAAACUAUACUUAUUGAGGUCAUAAUUUCUAUGAAACUCUUAAAACUCAUUCGUAAUUCAGCUCUGGGUGAAGAAAGAUCGUCGUGCAUCAUUGUCAUUAUCUCUUAAGGGUAAUCAGGCUGUUCUUUUUGCUCAGCCUUCGAGAGUUUCAAGUUUCACUACCGCAUUGGUUUAGUGUGUGGCGUCGGUUAACGGUACCGCGUUACUGUUUUUCGAUUUAUAACCCAACUUUUACUUUGAUGCUGGAGAACUAUAGAAAACUCAUUGGAUUUUGGUGGAGACCAUAAAACUCAUUACCUAAGUCUUAGCUUCCUAUACAAAGGUAUAGGUCGUUUCGGUAUUUCUUGGACAAGGCUUCUUGGAUUGUUACCGUGGCACUAUGCCAGGCUUAUAAACUUUCAAAAUGACCACACCUGUACAAAAACUUAUGGCACUUAAAGUAGGACAACUACUGCUAGUCGAAACAAUAGGUGGAGAACUACUAGUUGGCACGUUAAAAAGUAUAAAUAUCAAAUAUCUUAUGAUUGAAUUGGACAAUGUACGAGAUAUUAAAACCAACUAUACAUAUCAAUCAUCACAAAUAAUGGCCUAUAGUCAAAUGAAAAAUAUUAAAUUAAUAUUAAGCGAAAAUGAGGCCAAUUGUAAGAGCACAACUGAAACAGAUACAGAUAGCACAGCAGAACUAGUAAAAAGUUGCAAUUCAUCCUUAAUUAACAUGGAUCAACUGUCCACUAGUAGUAAUAGUAGUAAUAGCAAUAAAAAACAAACUGUUGAUAGUUUAAAUAUACAAUUAACAGCUUUAGAUUUACAAUUACUACAAACACAAUUGGAUAGCAUGUUAUUUAUAACACAAACUGACCACAAAUACCACAAGGCCUUAAAUGAUAUGAAAAGCCAAUCGGUAAUAGGUCUUUUAAUCGAACCCAUAGAAAUGGGUAGAAAUUGCAAGACAUCUUUAAUGGCUGUCUCCACGGCUCAGAACAUUUAUAUAUUUGAUAUGUUGGCAAUUGGUAAAAUAUUCAAAGAAAUACGUUUGAUUUUGGAAGCAGAAAGGCCACGCAAAGCUGUACAUUUUAGCCAUAAAAUAGCAGAUCAUUUAAAAUAUCGUCAUAAUAUUGUACUCAAAGGAAUAUUUGAUACUUUUUUGGCCUAUUGUGUAGUGACAGGGGAAAAAAAUAAUUUAACAUUGGAAGAAACUGUUCAAAAGACUUUCAGCAUAUCAAAUGUAUAUUUUGAAAAUGAUGAAGAUAAUGAGAUUCCUGUUAACAUCUAUCAGCGUCCUUUGCCCCAAAUUCAACGUAUGUUAGUUGCCAAAAAAGUUGCAUUUCAACUGAAACUUUACGAUCAUUUAUUACAUGAAUACAUGUUAAAAAAUUUCUAUCGGCAAUGUGAAAAUUUCUCUCAAACAUUUUAUAAUAACGAUGAUAAUUUUCAGGUAGGUCAACAAUUACAUGCCAGCAGUCGUGCUGGUUAUGAACAUAUACAACCAAAUGGCAAUUGGAAAGAUAAGUUAAAUAUUAAUUUAGAAAUAUUUAAAUAAUAAGUAAAUUUUAAUAUAAAUAGCAUUUUUUCCACAGGAUUUGUUUUUAUUAGUUUUUUAAGGCAUUUUUACAUUGUUCUACAAGUCGUUAGAUUAAAUAAUAUGAAAUUUGAUAUGACUUUAAUGUUUUGUUUUCUUUUUAACUCUGUUAAAAUGAACUUUCAGUUUUCCAUCUAUUUACACUUUUUUAUACCUUUUCAUUUUACUUGUAAUUUUGUUAUGUCGU
Lucilia cuprina (Australian sheep blowfly) is the source of this 1961-nucleotide messenger RNA. Its product is annotated as protein Exd1 homolog. The transcript has 3 exons. Bases 599 to 1735 code for a protein of 378 amino acids. The record is from RefSeq and is a predicted model, not a curated record. NCBI's taxonomy places the organism in Eukaryota, Metazoa, Arthropoda, Insecta, Diptera, Calliphoridae. Gene Ontology annotation, molecular function: nucleic acid binding.